Molecule: messenger RNA, 10157 nt
Organism: Gryllus bimaculatus (two-spotted cricket)
Lineage: Eukaryota; Metazoa; Arthropoda; Insecta; Orthoptera; Gryllidae
Source: the annotation of a GenBank genome assembly
UUUCAUCAACAGCCGCCAUUUUGACUAACUGGGACUGUGUGGGUAUUUGGAAUUUAUUCUUGAAAUUAUCGUUAUUUUACUUCUUCUAUAGGGCAUUUUUUCGCCUUACUAGUGACUUGGUGUGUUUUGUGUUACUUGUUUUGGUCAGUGUGUGUUAAAAAAGCGAUCAAGAAGGAAAAAUUGUGGGUGAUUUACUUUUGGAUCAUUGUGUGAGUUCCGUCGGAAGAUGGAGAGAGGUACUGUGUAGGCUCAUCCGCCAAUUUGGGGCUUCAUUAAGCUCAAUCGGUGACCGUGGAGCAUUAAUAUGUGCCUUGAAGAAUGCAUAGGACAUCGAACUAUUGGCACAUCAUUAAUAGAGCACCAUUUGUGGCGUCAGGCUUCAAAUGAGCGCUGUGUGGCGCGUUCAAAUUUCAUUAAAUACGAUACUGUGUAGUCUAGCAGGCACGGCUUGGUAAACAGGGAGAUAUGGCCGAUCAUCUCGUAGAUGGGCCGCCAAACAAGCGGCAGAAAAUGACUGACCCGUUUCAAGGACCAUCGGAUUCUUCCGUCUCGGUGGCGCCUUUAAUGAUGCACCAUGCUUUCAACUUCGGCUUGGCUACAUCUCUUGGGAACAGUGGUGGCGGGGGAAUACAGCAACAUCAACAACAGUGGAGUUCCCAGAAGACAAAUCUGUUCACAAACACCGAUAUGUUUGAUCUGGAGAAUGAGUUGCCUGAAGAGUUAAUGUCAUCUGGCACCUGGGGAAGUGCUGUAGAGCCUUCUGCCAGCAGUAAACCCCCAGCCACAGGACCUGGUCCAGGGGUUCAACCAACAGGGGGAGGUGGUGGUGGAAUGCAGAAUGGAGCUGUGGAUCAACAAUCUGGAUCUCAGGAUGCUGGUACAGGAGUGCAAGGCAGGCAUGUUGUGACACAACAACAGCUCUCGCACCAUCUCUUGCAGCAACAAGGCAACAAAAGCCUGGUUGUGAAUUCUAUAGCAAUGGCAACAGGUGCUUUGGCAAGCAAGAGCCCAAAUUUGCAGUCCCCACCUAAUGUUUCUGUAAGCAAGAGUGGUGUGCCGAUGGUAGUAAGCCUUAGCAGUCUCUCUGGCAGUUUAACUAGUAGCAUUGCCAGUGGAGUUGGUGGACUGCAGAUUAAUAGUCCAGCAAGUCUUCAGCAACCAGGGUCCAUGAACAGCAGUGGAGGUGGCAUGAUCAUGACUAGCAGUCCAAUCAAUUCUAUGCAUCAUCCAUCUGCUCCUGUAGGGCAGCAUAAUGCUGCUGCAGCUGCAGUAGGAAUGCAAAAUGGACCAUUGAUGGCACCUCGGACAGCAGUCAUGCAGCAAUCCCAUCUAGUAGCUAGGGGUCCGGCACCUCAAGUACACGCUGUUGGGAUGAACCGUAUGCCGGCACCAAAUAUGACUGCAAUUGGGCAAAUGGGCCAGACAAUGAGUGCUGGCAGUCCUUAUGGCUAUGGCUCGCCAGGUGGGGGUGCAGCUUCUCAAGGAAUAAAUGUGGGCAGUGGUGGGACAAGCGCAGGAGUUGUCACUCCUCAGCAGAGGACUGGUGUGGGUGCAGCAAUGGCCACCAUUCAGGCAUCAAGGUUUGGUGGAGCAGGAGGUGGAGCCAUUGGCCCUUCAGUAGUGGGAGUUAGUGCUGGGGAAGGAGGAAUGGCGCAGCAGGCCCAGCCACCUGCCCCAUCACCCGCACAGCCUCAGUCAGGAGCUCCAACUGGUGCUCAACCUGGUCCCCAGACGGCCACACAGGGACAGACAACACCUGUCACAACACCUCAAGGUGCUCAAGCACCUGCUGCUACAUCUACUGCUGAUCCAGAGAAACGAAAAUUAAUUCAGCAACAGUUAGUUCUGUUGCUACAUGCGCACAAGUGUCAGAGACGAGAAAGUCAAGCAAAUGGAGAAGUCUGGCAGUGUAAUCUUCCACAUUGCAAGACAAUGAAAAAUGUGUUAAACCACAUGACAACAUGCCAGGCAGGCAAAUCCUGCUCUGUGCCACAUUGUUCCUCAUCAAGACAAAUCAUUUCACAUUGGAAACAUUGUACGAGGUCUGAUUGCCCUGUCUGUUUACCUUUGAAACAGGCUGAUAAGAUUCGUAAUCACCAAAGUGUGGUGCAAAAUCAACAGCCAAACAGUAGACCUAACCCAUCACCUUCAGACAUGCAGAGAGCUUACGAUGCACUAGGUAUUCAAUGUCCGCCAACUACUGGUGGUUUGCUAACACCUACUACUAGCGUAGUCAGACACAGACUUGCAGCUGGUAUAGGUGUAGGACCUCCUCCACCUAACAUGCCAGGAACUACAGUAAGAGGACCUGUUCCACCUCAUUCACAAGCAGGUCAACCACAGGCAUCAGGGGUGCCAACAGCCUCACAGCAGCAGGUGGUUGCUCCAAAUGUUUCUCUACCGAUGAGUACCGACCCUGUUCCUACUGCUGGGCAACCACAACCUCAGCAAGGUCCAACUGCUGCAGCCCAAACAGCAGCAACUAUUCAACAAAGUGUUGCUAGUAUGCAGAAUGCAUUGUUUGGGCUAAACAGUGAUACCCAAGGAGGGUUGGGUUCAGAAAAUCUGUUGGCCAACUUGCAGCUCCCUGCCGGCUUUCCGCCUGGUCAAGUGACUGCUACUCCUGUGCAAGGGACCAAAGAAUGGCAUCAAUCUGUUACACCAGAUCUGCGAAAUCAUCUGGUGCAUAAACUUGUGCAGGCAAUAUUUCCUACACCAGAUCCUCAGGCAAUGCUGGAUAAACGCAUGCACAAUCUUGUUGCUUAUGCUCGGAAAGUGGAAGGUGAUAUGUAUGAAAUGGCUAAUUCAAGGUCCGAGUAUUAUCAUCUAUUAGCAGAAAAGAUAUACAAGAUCCAGAAAGAACUAGAGGAAAAGAGGCAAAGGCGUAAAGAACUGCAGCAGCAACAGCAGCAACAGCAACAGCAACAGGUUCAACAGCAGCCAGCACAACAAUCUCAACCACCUCAGCCCCAACAACAGCAGCAGCCCCCACAACCACCAACACAACCUCAACAACAGGCACCACAGCCGCAGAUUAGGCCAACUGCACCAGGUGUUGUUGCUGGAGUACCAACGCGCACAGUGGGAACUGCUCCUCCAAAUGUUCAAGGUAUGGUCCAUGGUGCUGGUUUGCCAACACUUACCACACAAAAUCGUAUGCAGUUUGCUCAGAAUUCUACACAGCAACAAACUCAACCACCUCAAACGCAGCAACAGACAUCACAGCAGCAACAACAGCAGCCACAACAGCAACAAAAUAUGCUUGUUGGACCAUCUGGCCCAAGUCCAAACAGCAGUGCAGGCACACCUCAAGGCGCUGGAGGUCUUGUUACUGUGUCAGGUGCUGGUCUCUCUCCAUUUGGUCAAGGCCCUGGGUCUGCAGCCUCGUCAACCACCAGUGCAGCUCCUACUGCCACUAGUCAGUUCAAUAAUGGUCUUGCAAGUAGUCCUGCUGGACAGUUCCCUGAGCGCCAACAACAGCAGCAGCAGCAACAGCAGCAGCAGCAGCAACAACAACAACAACAACAACAACAACAACAACAACAACAACAACAACAGCAACAGCAGCAGCAACAGCAGCAGCAGCAGCAGCAACAGCAACAGCAACAGUUAAUAAAGGCUCAGAUGGCUGCAGUUGCAGCAGCAAAUUCCAAUGCUGGGCAAACUGCUCCUGCUCAGCAACCUGCGACAACCCAGUUCACUAAUUUGCAGUCUCAAUUCGCCACAGCUGCAGCUGCUACAACCAGAGUACCUUCUCUUCCACCUUCUUCCACACCCACCUCCAUGGAUGUUUCUACUGGUCCACAGGUGGCCACAGUCACAACUCCUGGUGGUCCAUCUCCUGGUCUUGCUCCUUUGGCAGGUACUAAUAAUAAUAUUCCUCAGCAGCCCACAUCGACUGCUUCUGCACUAGUUCCUCCUGGUUUGCUGCAGCCACAGCAAACGCAACAGUCCCUGCAGUUGGCAUCCUCCACUCCUACUCCUGUCAGUGGUACACCUACUCCAGUACAAACCAGUGCUGUCCCACCAACAUCUUUGCAAAUCGUUACAGCAUCCUCAAAUUCCAUGUCAAAUGCUACAACAACUUCAACAGCAGCCAUGAGCCACCAACAGCAUUUAGCUAGCCUUGGCAAGGGAAUGUCUAGUGCGGAGCGGGCAAGUUUAGUUCAGACCAAUAAAUCUAGUACAAUGUCCAGCCAGAUGGCAGCAAUUACAGCAGCCUUGAAUCAGGAUGAUGAUUCACCUCCUCCAACUACCAAAGGAAAACUUGAUAAUAUUCCAAAUGAAUCAGAGAAUGGUUCAAUGAAAAUAGAAAUAAAACAAGAACCUGAUGUAGAUAUGAAUCAUAGACAUGAUGGUGGUGGGGGUGGGAAAGUAAUGAACACUGAGAAUAUUAAAACAGAACCCAAAACAGAACCAAUGGAUGAAUGCAGUGCAACAACAGAAAACUCUGUAGCUAUUAAGGAAGAACAUGCCAUCAAAGAGGAGCCAAUGACGCCAAUGUCUGCUUCUAGUAUGGGUGAAAAUGCUACCCCUGAUAUUAAACCACCAGUACCUGAGCCCAUUCAAGGUGGUGGAACACCAAGUGGUACGGAAAAGAAGAAGAAAUGCUUGUUCAAGCCUGAUGAACUUCGCCAAGCACUUAUGCCUACAUUAGAGAAAUUAUAUCGUCAGGAUCCUGAGUCAUUGCCAUUUCGACAACCUGUUGAUCCUCAGGCCCUUGGAAUACCUGAUUAUUUUGAUAUUGUGAAAAAGGCAAUGGACCUUUCAACUGUGAAACGAAAACUGGAUACUGGUCAAUAUUCCGACCCAUGGGAAUAUGUAGAUGAUGUAUGGCUGAUGUUUGACAAUGCUUGGCUCUAUAAUCGUAAAACAUCACGUGUCUACAGAUAUUGCACUAAGCUCUCUGAAGUAUUUGAGCAAGAAAUAGAUCCAGUGAUGCAGUCCUUGGGUUAUUGUUGUGGUAGAAAGUAUACCUUCAACCCUCAAGUAUUGUGUUGCUAUGGGAAGCAGUUGUGUACUAUUCCUCGUGAUGCAAAGUACUACAGUUACCAGAAUAGAUAUACCUUCUGUCAGAAAUGCUUCAAUGACAUCCCUGGUGAUACGGUUACACUUGGAGAUGACCCCACGCAGCCACAAACGACCAUAAAGAAGGAUCAAUUUAAAGAAAUGAAAAAUGAUCAUUUGGAAUUGGAGCCAUUUGUAGAAUGUACAGAUUGUGGUCGAAAGCUUCAUCAGAUAUGUGUACUCCAUUUGGAACAAAUCUGGCCACAAGGAUUCACUUGUGAUAAUUGUCUGAAGAAGAAAGGCAUGAAAAGAAAAGAAAAUAAAUUUAAUGCUAAGAGACUUCCUGUUACUAAACUUGGGACAUAUAUUGAAACAAGGGUAAACAAUUUCUUGAAGAAAAAGGAAGCUGGUGCUGGAGAAGUUUUCAUUAGAGUAGUGUCAAGUUCUGAUAAAAUAGUGGAAGUGAAACCUGGAAUGAGGAACAGGUUUGUGGAUACUGGAGACCUUGCUGAGCAGUUUCCAUACCGUGCAAAAGCACUAUUUGCUUUUGAAGAAGUUGAUGGUACUGAUGUAUGCUUUUUUGGCAUGCAUGUGCAAGAGUAUGGAUCUGAGUGCCCCACCCCAAAUACUCGACGUGUAUAUAUUGCAUAUUUGGAUUCAGUACAUUUCUUCAGGCCUCGUCAGUAUAGGACAGCUGUGUAUCACGAAAUUUUACUAGGCUAUCUUGACUAUGUGAAACAACUUGGUUACACUAUGGCACAUAUUUGGGCUUGCCCUCCUUCUGAAGGAGAUGAUUAUAUAUUUCAUUGUCAUCCUGUGGAGCAAAAAAUUCCCAAACCAAAACGUUUACAAGAAUGGUACAAAAAAAUGCUUGAUAAAGGAAUCAUUGAGCGGAUAGACAUAUUAAAACAAGCUGUUGAAGACAAGCUAAGCUCUGCAGCAGAACUUCCUUAUUUUGAAGGUGAUUUCUGGCCCAAUGUUUUGGAAGAAAGUAUUAAGGAAUUGGACCAGGAGGAAGAGGAAAAGAGGAAGCAGGCAGAAGCAGCUGAAGCUGCUGCCAAUGCAAUGAUGUCAACACAAGAUGAGAGUGAAACUGGUCCUGAUGGCAAGAAGAAAGGUCAGAAGAAAGCUAAAAAAUCCAAUAAGUCAAAAGCUAGUCAGAGGAAGAACAGUAAAAAGUCUAAUACUCCUCAGACAGGCAAUGAUCUUUCUGCAAAGAUAUUUGCAACAAUGGAAAAGCACAAAGAAGUUUUCUUUGUCAUCAGAUUGCACUCUGCACAGUCAGCUGCCAGUUUAGCUGCUAUUCAAGAUCCUGAUCCAUUUAUUAAUUGUGAUUUAAUGGAUGGCCGUGAUGCAUUCCUAACAAUGGCUCGAGAACGACAUUAUGAGUUUUCAUCACUCAGACGUGCCAAGUUCUCAUCAAUGUCAAUGUUAUAUGAGCUCCAUAAUCAGGGACAGGAUCGCUUUGUAUAUACUUGUAACAACUGCAAAGGCCAUGUUGAAACUCGUUAUCAUUGUACAGUCUGUGAUGAUUUUGACCUGUGUGUGCAGUGCUUUGAAAAAGAUCCACAUCCACACAAAAUGGAAAAACUUGGUCUUGAUUUGGAUGAUGGCUCAUCACCAUCUGAUCAAAAACAAGCAAAUCCACAGUCAUUGGUCCAUGCAUGUCAAUGUCGUGAUGCUAAUUGCCGUUUGCCGAGUUGCCAGAAGAUGAAGCGUGUUGUACAGCACACAAAGAUAUGUAAACGCAAAACUAAUGGUGGUUGUCCAAUUUGUAAACAACUUAUUGCACUUUGUUGCUACCAUGCCAAACACUGUCAGGAAACGAAGUGUCCAGUGCCGUUCUGCCUCAAUAUCAAACACAAAUUAAAGCAGCAGCAGUUGCAACAGCGUUUGCAACAAGCUCAGCUUCUCCGUCGACGAAUGGCUGUAAUGAAUACUAGGACAACUGUACCCACAGGAGCGUUGCCUGGAAAUUCAGUUGCUGGGGCUCUGACGUCAGGGGCAGUCAGUCCUGCCGGUAUUAUGACAAGUCCUCCAAAUCCAAACAGUAUGAUAGUUGGAGGAAUACAGUCUGCCCAUACCCCAGGAAUUGGAUUAAAACCUGGAACUCAAACACCACCUGCAAAUGUAUUGCAAGUUGUAAAACAGGUGCAAGAAGAAGCAGCACGUCAACAGGCUCCACAUGCCCAAGGACCAUAUGGGAAGAACACGUCUCUUGGGGUUGUGGGUGGGCAGGCACAAGUGAUGCCCCCACCUCCAAUGCAGAGGCCAAUGGGUCAGAUGGGGCCUGGACCUCAUCUUAUGCCAAUGGACCAGUGGACGCCUAGAUAUGGUUCCAACCCAGCUCUUCAGCAAAAUACUGGUUUGAGACAACCUAAUCCAGGAGGAUUGAUGCCACAACAGCAACAAGUCGUGCAAGUUCCCCCACAGUCACAACAGGCAAUUGGUGGCAUGGGUCCUUCCCACAUUGGUCCAGGUCCAAAUAUCAGAACACAGCAACCUGGAACAUCUCUUGGUAAUACUGGUGCUGGUGGAAAUGCACCUGGUGGGUCCUCUAUUCAUAAGCCUGCCCUACAACAACUUUUGGCUACAUUAAAAUCACCAAAUACUCCAGAACAACAAGCUCAGAUAUUACAAAUUUUGAAAAGUAAUCCUCAGCUUAUGGCUGCAUUUAUAAAACAGCGGCAGGCAUUCCAACUAUCGCAGGCCCAGAAUCAGAAUCAAGCAAAUGCUGGUCAAGGUCCUGGAGGAGUCAUGGUUCCUAAUCAGCAACCUCAACAUCAGCUACAGCACAUGAUGUCUCCACAGCAACAGCAGCAGCAACAGCAACAGCAGCAGCAACAGCAGCAGCAGCAGCAGCAGCAACAGCAGCAGCAGGGAAGAAUGCAUGUGCAGACUAUGUUGAGUCAACAAGGUGCCAGUGGACCGGGUGUUACUCAAGGAAAUCAGUUGACUCCUCAACAACAGCAACAGCAGCAUCAGUGGUACAAACAUCAGCAACAGUUAUUAGCCAUGCAACGUCAGCAGGCCCAACAACAACAACAGCAGCAGCAGCAGCAGCAACAACAGCAGCAGCAACAGCAACAGCAAGCAGCCGCUUUCCAACAACCUCCUCCUGCCCCUCCGUAUGGCCAACAACAGAGGUUACCGGGAGCGGCUCGGCAACAGCAUUUAGUAGGUUAUCCAGGUGGAGGCAUGUUCCCUAGUGCAGACCAGACUCAGUAUGUAGUAGGGGGUCAACCAGGGACUCAGGUAUUACAACAGCAGCCUGGUUUGAAACCUACUCCUCCCCCAGUGCCGUCCCCACAGGGGGGUGUGACAGCAGGUGCUACUAGUAUGAUGAUGGGUCCUCCAGGAGGAGCUGUCAGCAUAUCUGUGCAACAGCAACAACAGUUAAUGCAGGCCGUGAGAUCACCACCACCCAUUAGGUCGCCACAACCUAACCCGUCCCCAAGGCCUGUUCCAUCACCACGGAACCAGCCAGUGCCAUCACCACGUGGUGGGGGAGGAGGACCUGUGCCUUCUCCCCAUCACCAUCCUCCACCACCACACAUCACACCAACGCAUUCACCAGCCCAUCAUCAAUCUGAUUUGGCUAGUAGUAGUGAUAUAAUGCUGUCCCAAUUAUCUGGAGGUGCUGGAGCGGCAGGUCAACCCCAUGGUGCUGGAGCAGGCAUACCCCAUCAUCCAUCACCUGCAGGUGCAACAGGGGCGGGCAGUGCCGGCCCUGGGUCAGCGGACCUUAAUGACCCAUUGACUCCUCAGGACAAGCUCUCCAAAUAUGUGGAACAGUUGCAAUAGUGACAGUGAAAUGUUGUGACCAGGUACUUAAAUUAUAUUUAGACAUUUUUUUUACUUGCAGACUAUUCUGUACUUCCUUUCCUUUGUUUAAAUUAUGUGUGGGGAAUCAAAUUGCGUCAUUGAGAAAGUAUUAUUAGUAAAUUAUGUUGUUCGAAAGCUGUGUGCGUGUGUGAGUGAGUGAGAAGGAUGCAAUUAUUGCUGUACAGAUUCUACACGGUGCAUCAUAAGGAGAAAUUGAGGCUUUGGUCAUGUUUGUCCUUUUCUGUCCUUUUCUCAAUUCCUCGUAUGUGCUCGUUAAUACAAACAUCAGCAAGAGACGAUGUAUGAUCUUCAUUAUUUCGAGUGAAGAAAACGUGUCUGUUGUGGAUAGGUUUAAAGAUGUAAACAGUAUGAAAAUAAAACACUGCCGAAUUUCUUCUUACGUUCUUGUGUCUUCUGUAAAAAGACACUCCUGUCUUAGCGUGGUGCCCCGUGAUCGUGUUGUUUGUACAUAUUAACUAUAUCCCUUAGUGUUGAAGCCAGUAUGUUGCGUGUUGAAACCACAGUUGGCCGUGGGCAGGGUGGGAGGGAGGGUGGGAUGACACAUUGACUCACUGAUUUAUGGUAAUAACCAAAUCAGCUGUCCUUAUGUAUUUGACUUAGCAAAGGCUGUGUUAUUUUGUGCAGACUUCAUGGUGAAGCUGAAAUGUAUGUAUGUUGCAAAUAAACAAUUCAAGUCUUGUAAGUUCAGUAAGGACAUGCCUACUUACGACUGACAAGAGAAACAUUGUGCAUAAAGUGAGUUGCUGUUAAUAAGUUUUAAAUUAGGGAAGAUUUUGAAGUUUUCCUUCUUAAAACAGUGUAUAAUUGAAGAGAAAAUUUGCUAAAUUUUCACAGAUGUUUGUCGCCCCUUUCUCUUCAGCAGUGGAGAAGACAUUGCAUGAAAUAAACUACAGUGUAUACACUCGAUAUUGUUUACAAUUAUCGUAAUUUAAAAUAAGAGACAUUUGUAUAGCUAGUUGGUAAGUAGAUUGAAGUCCGAAAUUGUAACGUAGCGAAUAGUUUUGCCCCGCCCUUACCCCCAAUAUUUGUCCACGAUAUUAAAUAGCUAAUUUAAUUUCUUAUGGCCAUCCAAGUACCAUACUCAUUGGUUAUGUGUGUAUACAAAGGUAACUAAAGGAAGAAGUGUCCCAUUGGUAGCUGCAAAGUGAUUAAGAUUUUGUUAAUCACCGGACCUGUUUUAGUGUUUGCUGAUUGAGCUUUUAAAAUGUGGACUCUUCCAUGUGGUUUUAUGGGAGUGCAAAAUAAAUAUUUUUAAAGAGCAGAUGAGUGGCUGACAGAAAACUUGAUGUAUUUGUGAUGUCCUU